This is a messenger RNA of Pomacea canaliculata, 6499 nucleotides long. Its product is annotated as oral cancer-overexpressed protein 1 homolog. The coding region runs from base 79 to 486 and encodes 135 amino acids. NCBI's taxonomy places the organism in Eukaryota, Metazoa, Mollusca, Gastropoda, Architaenioglossa, Ampullariidae. The record is from RefSeq and is a predicted model, not a curated record. The transcript has 5 exons.
AGUCAGUGUCUCCGCGCAUGCGCAUAAUCGUCAAGAAGCGCCAAGAGUGGUCCGUAAAUUUGUUGUGAAAAUCACGGCAUGGAUGUUGAUGGUAGCGACUUUCUGGAGGCAGUGUUUUUAAACGAGAACAGGUGCCAAGAUGAAGGUUUUGCAGAGGGAAAGAUAGUUGGAAGAACGCGAGGUUUAGAAGCUGGAUACCGUCUAGGUUGUGUUAAAGGAGGUGAAAUUGGAUCUGAACUUGGAUUCUAUCGAGGCUUUGCCUAUGCAUGCAGACCUCUUGCUGAGCAGCAACAAAAGCCAAGGGUGCACAAGACCGUGGAGAGCCUGUUACACCUAAUUGAACAGUUUCUGCUGUUGGAUCCAAACACACCAACAAUACAAGAACAGCUUGACAAUAUCAGGGCAAAAUUCAAACAGAUGACAUCACUUUUGGGCAUUCAAGCUCAUUUUGUACAGCCUGAUGCCAUUGCUGGAACAUCAUUUUAAACACCACAGCAGUCGUUUCCCAAUGUCAGGGUUCCCAACAAAUGGCGGCCACAAAGACAAAGGUGAUCUUUUACACACUGUCCGUAAUGCCCCUUACACUGAUGCCACAACCAGUUUCCCCAGGCAACAAACAGCAGCUUCAAUGAAGAUAGGACUGCACCAACACCUCUGUCACUUGCAUCUGUUCUUAACUCAUUCACUAUAUGUGACUUUGGGCUGAAGACCGGGAAAGUAGGUCAAAAGCUAGAAAAUUCUCAAAAAGCUAUUUGUACAUUAUAUACAAAUAGUGCCAAGUAAAUGUUUAUUUUAAUAGAAUAGACAAAAAUUUAAAUAUUACUUAUUGUUUUCUUCUCAUUUUCGGUUGUUUGAGUACAAAUCCAUGUCGAAUUGAGUAACCUGCAACUACCACAAACAUGGUACUUGAUCAGCUGAAACCUUGCCUACGUUCAAACAUAGCAAAACACCAGAUUUGGUCAACUUUUUUUUUUUUUUCUUCACUGUUAAUGGGAAGUAAUCCAUACUAGAACUGAAUGUACCAAUAGUUUCCUCCCUUUUGUAUUUAUGCGCAGCGUGAUGUGUUGUACUCCACUUCCCUAGUUGAAGACAGCUUCACACCACAGUAAACUGGGCUGUAGAGAAGGAGUUCAAAUAAUCAAUCUCACAAGGUGUCACGACCGGCCGUCGGACUGCGGGUUCUUUCAAAUAAAACAAACACGAGAUCACUUCAGGAUGGGACGUCCAUUUAAUAUUACACACGAAAAACUUCAACCAUACAUAUCAAAUACAUCAAACUUCCAAAUAAAGUGAUUUACCAUGCGCUUCUCCUCAUAUACAACAUGCUCAGCAUUACACUAGCAUGCACCAUAAAUGACUAAACGGGUAAAGAGAAGUCUUAUAGAGCACUUUUCAAAUCGCUAGACAAAAGUCAGAGUGCUCAGACAUAUGAAAACACUUAUGGUUACUGUUCGCUAGGGUCACCUCAUCGAACAUAAAAAGGUCCGGCGUAUCUCAGUCCACGAUGAGCGUACAGGUGCCUUACGCACUCCCGAACACACUAAUACACAUAUUCCAUCGAGAUAUCCGUAGCUGGCACACACAAAGCUACACCAGGAACAUCAGGUUCCUUAUGCACUCGUGAAUACACUAAUUCACAUAUUCCAUCGAGAUAUCUGUAGCUGGCACACACAAAGCUACACUAAGAACAUACUCCAAACUGCGAGUCCGGACGCUGGGGUCACGGAACAGCGCGGCUGGAUGUAGACGGACGGAAAUCCACCCCGUACGAUGAAACAAGCAGAGGGAGGCUCUCGGGCCUGGCCGCUGCUAAGGACUUCACUUAUACCUCUUAGUGGGCCCCCUCCAAAAGUUCCUUGGGACUUCACUUGUACACCUUAGUGGGUCCCUCCAAAAAUUCCUGUAACUCGGUGUCUAAUUAGUCUAGCGAAUUUAUAACUUAUACUAUCAUAUACUGAGCCAUAACGUCAAGUGAAACAUAUUUACUUUUAGAAAUUAAGUCACCUUUGUAAACAAUUUAGAAAUGCUACUUUAUAUUUAGAACUUCAGCAAAUGUUUAAUCUAUUACCUUGGCUAGGCAAGGAACUUAGUUCACUGAUUCCCGGUCUCUGUAACACAUACAUCAAGACCAUCCGUCUCGGCAGUUUCGUUGGGAAUGCUAACUCGCGGUUCACUCAGCCAGAGCAUGAGGUCAACUCUCGUCACUUUUUUGUUGUGAGAGGCACGGGGAUUUUACUAUAAGCGGGCACUGUCACACGCUCAGACAAUCCCGCCAGCUACAUGACUGUUAUUCACCCUACCCCACUAUCUCUCACACCACACAUGUCCGCUACACAAGGUCUGGUAAUUUGAUAAUGACACCAGAUGACGGACUCCACUUUAAAACUCCAUCAGUACGUAGGGGGAAGCGUGCGAUGUUACCAGUCGACGAGGCCCUGAAUACCCAUCAGUAUAAUUUUGAUCGGUAUUUUAAAAAAAUUAUCAAAAAUUUAUAUCUAUUAACCAACAGUGUAGACAAUUAUCUGUGAUACUCCAUUUUAAAGAGCAUUUUUAAAACAUUUACGUGGUGUAAAUGUAAGAAAUAUAGGUUUUGUCUAUUGGUAGUAAAAUCAAAUGAAAGAUUGUAACUGUAUACGACAGAGAAUUCACUAUUCGGGAAAGUAGGUCAACCCUUAGGAAUUAACCCCAAAAAUUUACAUGAUAUAAACAAACACGAUAUAAAAUACCAAACAAACAUAUAUUUUAUUAGAAUAUACAUAAGAAUUUAAAUAUUACUGUUUUCUUCUCAUUUUCAGUUGUUUGAGUACAAAUCCAUGUUGAAUUGAGUAACCAGUAACCGACUUGAACAUGGCGCUUGAUCACAGAAUCUUUGCCUACUUUCAAACAUAAUGCAAUACCUGACUUUUUCAUCCUUUAAAAGGAGGUAAUCUAUAGUGGACCAACGCUUAAAGUUUCCAGUACUUGGCUCCCUUAUGUAUUCAUUCAUCUACUCACAGAGUGAUGUGUUCUAAGAUGCUACCCUGUCACCUGCACUCUACAGUGCCUUUCAGACGAGGAAAAUAAAUAAGUAAAAACGCCGACAAAAAUUUUAAUUUUAAUUAUUUGAAGACGGCUAGGCUAGAGGCCGUUUGACCCACUGGUGCGCAUGAUUUUUACUGGUUUUUACCGGUUUUCAAAAAAAUUAUUAAAAAAAAUAACUGAAAGAGGUAGAAGAAUAAUUCAAAUUGAUAAUGAUAGAUCAAAAUGUAUAAAAUAGGAACAAUCAUACCUGAAACUUGCUUGAGAGCUCACUUGUAUUAUUGUAAUCCAUACAGAAUCGGGUAGAUGAAGUAGAAAUUUUUUUCAGCACGUGUUUACACAAGUUGUCAUCUAACAUGAAGUCUAACAAGAAGAUGACUUAUAGGAACACAUUUUGAUCUUUGAAAACCAAACAGAAAUGCACACACAUUGUUCUUGUCCAUAGAAAUUCACAAAUGAUGCCAGAAUUCUGAAAAUCCGAGGAACUAGCCGCACAUUUCUCGUAUAUCAUCUCUCCAUUUUUUUGCAUACACUCCACCAAGCAUUCUUUGAGGAUGGAAAUACCAUUGUUAAUACCAAAGUAUGGGUAAAAGGCAGAGCCUUCAGGUGGUACAUAUGCACAUAUAUAAAUAAUAUCUUUAUCAAGAUUAAACAGGAUUUUGUUAAUUCACAAAACAAUCAGAUUAUGAAAACUUGUGUCUAUUUUUGUAAUAUAUGGUAUCAGGUUAUUGUUAAUGAGACAUAAUAUACCUCCUGAACGAUGACCUUGGUUAUUAAAUUUAAUAGCCGGUUUGUAGAAACAGUGAUAAUUUGAAAAGAUUGUAGAAGUAAAGUUUUCCAUAAAUGUUUCGACAAGGCAAAUAAAGUCAAAUGACAUUAUGAAAGAUAGGAAAUCAUUGUUCAUUAAUUUACCUUGCAGUCCACAUACAUUCAAAUGUAGAAAGGAAAGUUUAUUAUGUAUGACAGCACUUUGAUCAUCACCACUGUUUCCAUUUCCACAAUCAGGGUAACUCUCAUUUGUUUUUGUCUAUCUUCAUUGGGAUUUAUUCCUUGGACUUGUAAACACUCUCACACGACCAAUGAGUAACACCAGGUAUACUCGAUGGACGCUCGUCUUUUAUCAGUGGAAGCGGAAUGAUUUGCAGGGCGGCCAGAACUCUACCUUUCUUCAGUAAGGGCACCGUUUGCAUCAGCAGAGAAUUUCUUCCCAUCAUUAUAUAGGUGAUCAAAAACCAUUUUCACCCUUUUUCCUUCACUUCUCGCUUUCUUCAUGUGUGGGGUCAGUAGUUUCCUCAUUUAAUGCACCCGCGACGAUGUCUUCUCUAAUAAAAAUUUUUGAUCCUUUUAAUUUUGUACUUAGCUUUCAUGACAUGUACUCUGUAUGAGAAAAAUGUAAAUCUGGCGAUGAUUGGAGAGUCGUUCUUGUUGUUCAGUCCGAUCAAACUUUAUAUUGUCUGGAAUUUCAAGUUUGUUUCUGAGAAAUGUACUCACAAUGGCUUCACAAUCGUCUGGCGUUUCCUUGUCCUUAGGAAAACUGAAGAACAGCAGGUUGUUCCUCUGUGAUCUUCCUUAGAGAUCGUCGAUCUUCCUGUACACCUCGCUCAGUUUUUUCUGUAGACAGUCGUUUUUUUUCUUGGAGUUGUUCAAGCUCGUGUUGAAUCCUAGAGUUUUCAUGGCGUAGUUCUUGCAUUUGCAUUUGGAUGGUCGAGCUUGAGUCGUUUAACCUUUUGAUAUCAUCUUUGACUUCGUGGAACUUGGCGUUCAUGUUCUGCAGCACUGACAUAACAUGGGACAGGGUGGGCUCUGGUCUGUGCUGUGUCUUGGUGUGUCCUGCACUGUCUACCCUGUCUGCACUUGCACUCCUUGAAGCGCUGGCAGUAGCUAGUCGUGUUUGUAUCAUCGUGUCUUUACCAGUGGGGCCAGGGUCUGGCUCCACAUCGCCACAUAACAUGAGUAGAAGCGAGAGCAGCAAACCCAACACUGCAGCGUCUGUUCACAUCAACGUAAUGAUGGCGAUCCGCACAGACAGUUUUGUUUUGCUCUUUUCAGCAUAAAGUCGAUGAAUAUUGGUAUAAUUGUAGCACACUUUACUUAUUUUGAAACUGGUCAAAUUAUUAUAUAAUAAGUAAAAAUAGCUCUCAUGAAAAGAGAGCACUCGAAAACACGUCUUGUCGUUUCCGUGAACCGUGUUCACCCCCCUCACCAAACUGCAGUUAUGCAAAGUGUAAAGUCUACCGUCAGCAAGAAAAUCUCUUGUCUCAAUACAUUGAAGAAUGUAUUUCAUGAGGCCUUCGUCACUCAAACCCAUUAAUUCCCCCUCCCUCUUGUAGACUGCUAUGUCUCGAGAGGGUGUUACCAUGAAUAAUUCCCUGUUGCUCAUUAAACAACUCAAAGAUAAAUGCUACACACACACAAAAAUUAAACCUAUACCCAGUUAAGGCAAUGCACACUCAGAUAGCACAACUGGUUUUAAAUACCUAAACCUUAAUGCAAAUCAAUGCAUGAAAUACUCUUCGAAGUGCAAAUAAUUCCUGCUAACAAAAGGGGAGAACCCCUAAGUUCAACAGGCUUAGUUUACACCAACUUAGCAUAUCAUGUAUUCAUACAACAUGGUGUCAACAUUCCAAAUUUACAAGAUGGAAAUAAAACAAUCUUUGACUUAAAAUGUGGACAUACUUGAAGAAAAUAACAUUUGCGCCCUUUUUCUUUCAAUGCAUAUUUUUUUACAUGAGUAACAUUUGUACAUUUGUAAACAAUGUGAAAGUCAUAUAUGUAAAAUGUUCAAUUUGUUAAUCAAAUUUAUAUUGUUAUAAUUUUAUAUAGACAGAGCAAGUAGAAGAGGCAUGACCCCACUGAACCUUAAAGUUCUGCAUUCAUUAUUCUCCACAAAUGUCGAAAGAGAGCUUUUUAUUUUUAUGAAGGCAUGUACACAUCAGUUAGAUGCUAUAUCCAUUCUCACAUGGGAUACACAUGCCUGGUUGUCAUUGAGGAUAACCAAAUAAAAGGCCAAAAUACAAGUAGUGCCCUAGCUACAGGUGGAUAUGUUUUCUGGGUAUAGUUUAGGAAAAGUUCAAUAAAUUAUAGAGCACAUUUCUUAUGUGUAACAUUGCGACAUAAGUGAAAAUGUGAUAUUGCUGGAUAAUUGUUACUGUUGUAUUGAUGGUGACGAAAAUAUUCUUUUUUGUUUCUUAGCUUUAUUUUUGUAGUUGUGUGGGCUAAAAUGAAUUUGUGAGGGCAUGAACAUGACUGUGAAUGAUGAUGCUGAAUAAACUUGCCAAGGGUCAGAUUAUUGAUGGAAGAAGAUGUUUUUAAAUGAUGAGCAUUUAAUGUUUUGUUAAAAGGAUGCAUCAGUUGCAAAGCUAAAGAUGUGUGGAUGGGACACUGUUCUGUAAUGCUUGGCAAGUGUGGGUGUCGCAUGUUCCUUGAAUGUGUAUUAAAAUCCACAUUGUCAUCAUUUUGAGUAAUAAAAACAUGAUACCUC